UUCGGGGGGACCUGCCGGGCCGAGCCGAGCCGAUCCGAUCCGAACGCGGUGCCAGGCCCGCUCGGGCACGGCGGUGACCCCGGCUCGAUCGUCGCGUCGUUCCGCCCUUAAUUAAGCUGACGAAAUUGGAGCGCUCGUUUGGCACCGAGUCUCGUUUGCUUGGGGUGUUGGUUUUUUUUUUUUUUUUUUUUUUAAUUUCUGUAUUUAUUCUCGUUUCAAUAAAAGCGCGGUGGCUGCACGGGGACGGAAGGAAGCUCUCGGGCCAGGCGGGCCUGGACGAGGUGAUGGCGGCGGCGGUGCUCACCAGCCUCUCCAGCAGCCCGCUGGUGCUGGGCCCCCCGGCCGGCCCCCCCGGCGCAGAGCCCGGCGGCGAGGCCUGGAAGGAGGCGCCCGCCAUGUCCUCCAGCUGCAGCAGCAGCAGCAACACGAGCGGCGACUGGAGCUGGGACCCGGCCAGCGACCGCUCCAGCCCCUCCACCCCGUCGCCCCCGCUGCCCGCCGCCGGCGGCCCCCGCCGCCCGCCCGCCCCGCCGCCGGGCGAGGGCCCCGAGGAGCCCGACGGCACCCACUUCGUCUUCGGGGACCCCAUCCCCAGGAAGAGGAAGAACUCCACCAAGGUGAUGUUCAAGUGCUUGUGGAAGAGCUGUGGCAAAGUCCUCAGCAGCUCCUCAGGGAUGCAGAAGCACAUCCGGACCGUGCACCUUGGGCGGAAAGCUGACCUGGAGCAGAGCGACGGCGAGGAGGACUUCUACUACACGGAGCUGGACAUCAACGUGGACUCGCUGACGGACGGGCUCUCCAGCCUGACGCCCGUGUCCCCCACCUCCUCGGUGCCCCCGGCCUUCCCGGUGCUGGAGGCGCCGCCGGGCCCCGCGCCGGCGCUGGCCAGCCCCGAGCCGCCCCAGCUGAGCCAGUCGGCGCCCACCAGCCUGUGCCACGUCCACACGGACCACGCGUACCAGGGCUGCCCCGCUCCGCUCCGGCCCGGCGCCGUCGGCGAGAAGCGGCCGCCGGUGCCCCAGGCGCCGGCGGCGAAGACGCACGCGGCGCCCGUCCCGGCGCUGCCCAAGCCGCCCGCUGCCGCCAGGAAGCCCCGCGGGGACGCCAAGAAGUGCCGCAAGGUGUACGGCAUGGAGAACCGGGACAUGUGGUGCACGGCUUGCCGGUGGAAGAAGGCCUGCCAGCGCUUCGUCGACUGAGGCCCCGCCGGCGCCCGCCGCCGCCCCCGGCCUCCUUCUUGCACAUUUUGCACUUCAGGUGCCUUUGCGCCCCCCCCCCCCCGCCCCAACCCCGGCUGCCCCCCCCCCACAACUGGCUGCCCCCCACCCUGGACUCAGGAAACGGUGCCCGGGCGCCGCACGCCGGGAUGAGCCCGGGGGGUGCCGGGGGGGGGGGGGGGGGUGCUGGAGCCGGCUGCCCUGCGCCUCCGGGAAGCUUUAUGCACACAGCCCCCCCCCACCCCCAAAACAGACUCUCCCCCCACACACACUUCCCUCCCUCCCUCCUCCCACCCCCUGUAAAAAUAAGCUAACUUUCCACCCCCCCCCCCCCCCUUUCCGGCACUACGGCCCCUCUCGCCAGGGCGCCACGAGGGUCCCCGCCGCGCCGGGGGGGGCCGGAGGAUGCAUCCCCGCCGGCUGCCCCGGCCGGAAUGGGCUGCGCCCGGCACUCGCCCUCUGGCUCCGCCGGGGGCCCAGGCGUCCUGGGCGCCGAGGGCGGAGGUGGGCGCCUCCCCCCCUCCCCAAAAAACCAACCCCAGAGGGGGUUUUUACUCUUUGUAUCGUCGUUCUCUCUAAUUUUUUGUAACCAAGGAGAAAACGCUCCUGCCGGGGGCAGUGCUCCGGGAAGUGCCUGCAGGAACGCGCCCAUUUGCACUAAGCCAAACUGCACAAAGAGGUUUCUUCUUCUUCUUUUUUUUUGUUUUUUUUCUCCUUUGUGUGUUUUUAUUUUUUAAAUAAAAUAUACGAAAAGUUGUAA
This is a messenger RNA of Rhea pennata, 1977 nucleotides long. It is a transcript of the gene SLC2A4RG, whose product is annotated as SLC2A4 regulator. Bases 285 to 1199 code for a protein of 304 amino acids. The record is from RefSeq and is a predicted model, not a curated record. The transcript has 7 exons. Gene Ontology annotation, cellular component: nucleus. NCBI's taxonomy places the organism in Eukaryota, Metazoa, Chordata, Aves, Rheiformes, Rheidae. Gene Ontology annotation, molecular function: RNA polymerase II cis-regulatory region sequence-specific DNA binding; DNA-binding transcription factor activity. Gene Ontology annotation, biological process: regulation of transcription by RNA polymerase II.